This is a messenger RNA of Asparagus officinalis (garden asparagus), 840 nucleotides long. RefSeq names its product light-harvesting complex-like protein OHP2, chloroplastic. Gene Ontology annotation, cellular component: chloroplast thylakoid membrane. Bases 70 to 540 code for a protein of 156 amino acids. NCBI's taxonomy places the organism in Eukaryota, Viridiplantae, Streptophyta, Magnoliopsida, Asparagales, Asparagaceae. The transcript has 2 exons. The record is from RefSeq and is a predicted model, not a curated record.
GAGGGAGGGAGGGAGGGAGGGAGGGGGAAAAAAAGGAAAUAAAAAGCAAGAGGAAAAGAAACCCCAAAAAUGUCUGUAGCUUCUCCGAUCCCUUGCAUCAAGCUCAAAAUCUCUCACCCUUCUUCAAAAAUUUAUCCAAAUCCUUCAUUUAUAGUGCGCGGUUCAAAAGCUGAGGGCCCAUUGAGGAGACCUUCGGCUCCUUCGCUCUCUCCUCCUCCCCCUCUGUUGAAGCCAGCAGCUCCAUCUCAACCUCAACCUCAAGUUCAAUCUCAGUCUCCUGCAAAGGUUGAAGCUGGGGUGACUUUUGAGUAUCAGAGGAAGAUGGCAAAGGAGAUGCAGGAUUAUUUCAAGCAGAAAAAGCUUGAGGAGGUUGACCAAGGCCCGUUCUUUGGGUUCCUUGGCAAGAAUGAGAUCGCCAAUGGAAGAUGGGCAAUGUUUGGUUUUGCUGUUGGAUUGCUUACUGAGUACGCGACAGGCGCAGAUUUUGUUCAGCAGCUUAAGAUCCUUCUCUCUAACUUUGGAAUUGUGGAUUUAGAUUGAUAUUUCUUUUCGGAUCUGUAUGAUUGCCUAUUGCUAGAUUCACAGGAAAUAUAUCAUAUAUGCACGCACGUACAAGUAUUCCUUUUUCGUUCCUAAUGAGUUGCAUGUAUCUAAUUGUCAUUCUUGGGUUGAUUCCUUGAAACCCUGUUUAUUUUGUGAAACUUCUUGUUUUUGCGUCUAUAUGUACUAGUGUAAUGCACGUACUUUGCAUGUGAACAUACAUGUUUUGAGUUUUGAAUUUUUUUUAUUGUAUAAUAAAAUUGCUUAAAAAACAAUGUAUGAAUUAAUUAUUAUUGUGCA